GCCCCGCUGACGAUCUGCCGGCCACCAGAGUGAUCCUGGAAGCAGCCUGUCCCAGAGCCUCCCUGGGGGGCCCAGACCACCAGCACCUGCAGCAGAGAAACCAGCGAGCCCACAGGACGUUGGCCCCACAGAACUACCAAGUAUACACUGAUUGACGAACAGGACAUCCCCCUGGUGGAGAGUUACUCCUUCGAGGCCCGGAUGGAAGUAGACGCAGAUGGAAAUGGUGCUAAGAUAUUUGCUUAUGCCUUUGACAAGAACCGAGGACGGGGCUCUGGACGGCUGCUGCAUGAGCUGCUGUGGGAGCGGCACAGGGGUGGUGUCGCCCCCGGCUUCCAGGUGGUGCAUCUCAAUGCUGUGACCGUGGACAACCGGUUGGACAACCUGCAGCUGGUGCCCUGGGGCUGGCGACCCAAGGCCGAGGAGCUCUCCAGCAAGCAGAGGGAGCAGAGCUUGUACUGGCUGGCGAUUCAGCAGCUCCCCAUGGACCCCAUUGAGGAACAGUUCCCUGUCCUGAAUGUCACCCGGUACUACAAUGCCAAUGGGGACGUGGUGGAGGAGGAGGAGAAUUCCUGCACCUACUAUGAGUGUCACUACCCACCCUGCACAAUGAUCGAGAAGCAGCUCCGUGAGUUCAACAUCUGUGGGCGGUGCCAGGUGGCCCGCUACUGCGGCUCGCAGUGCCAGCAGAAGGACUGGCCCGCCCAUAAGAAGCACUGCCGCGAGAAAAAGCGCCCUUUCCAGCACGAGCUUGAGCCGGAGCGGUGACUGUGUGGCGCAGGCCCCACUGCAGCCGGACCCACGCUCGGAGCCGGGCCCUCAGGCACAGCGGACACACACUGGUGGUUGGACCUGCAGGCACCGUGCAGCCCAGUAACGCGCCCAGUGCCCCUCGUGCGGGUGCUUCCAGUGCUACUCACUCGGAGACAGUGGGAGGCCCGCAGGACGUUGUCAUUAUUUAUAUGUUAAUAUGUUUGUAAACUCGUGUACAGUUUUUUUGGGGGGAGGCAGUGGGAGGGUUAGAAAUCACAAGUAGAAUCGUUUGCUGUGAUCCUCAAAACGGUCAGCUGUUGGGCCACGCGUCUCAGAUGGCCUUGGAGUGGACGCUUCUCUCCCGGGCACGCAGAGUCAGCAGCGAGCAGAGGAGGGUGAGCCCUGGCGCCUGUGUGGCGCCAUCUGCAUGGAAAUCGUGUUUACAGGCAAAGUAAAGGGGCGAGUCACGCAGCCCUGACUGCUCUCCUCCUCACCUUGUGCCGCUGAGCUUUCUGGUUGAGUCGACUUGGGGAACCUUGGACGGGGGGAGGGCCGCUGG
Molecule: messenger RNA, 1312 nt
Organism: Trichechus manatus latirostris (Florida manatee)
Lineage: Eukaryota; Metazoa; Chordata; Mammalia; Sirenia; Trichechidae
Gene: ZMYND19
Product: zinc finger MYND-type containing 19
Exons: 6
Coding region: 202-768 (188 amino acids)
Cellular component (GO): cytoplasm; membrane; synapse
Source: RefSeq, a predicted model, not a curated record